Molecule: messenger RNA, 1002 nt
Organism: Triticum dicoccoides
Lineage: Eukaryota; Viridiplantae; Streptophyta; Magnoliopsida; Poales; Poaceae
Product: putative E3 ubiquitin-protein ligase SINA-like 6
Exons: 2
Coding region: 14-838 (274 amino acids)
Cellular component (GO): cytoplasm
Molecular function (GO): ubiquitin protein ligase activity; zinc ion binding
Source: RefSeq, a predicted model, not a curated record
UCAUUGUAGGAACAUGAGCGCACAGGGGAUUGAGAGUAUGGAGGCGAAGAGGAGGAGGGGGGAGAAGUCCGCCACCAGCGAAGGUGCCAUCCCUCUAGAGGUGCUGGACUGCGCCUUCUGCUUUGAUCCCCUCAGGCCUCCCGUCUUUCAGUGUAGGGUCGGGCAUGUGAUAUGUUCGUCUUGCCAUCACAAGCUCCGGAAGAAGGACAAUUGCCAUGUGUGCGCCAUUACCGGAGGCUACAACCGCUGCAUCGCCUUCGACCACAUCCUCGAGUCUAUUAAGGUCUCUUGCUCCAACUCCAUCUAUGGGUGCACCAUCAAGACACACUACUACCAGCAAGAGGAGCAUGAGAAAUCGUGUCCGCAUGCGCCGUGCUUCUGCCCCGAACCUGGUUGCGGCUUCGCAGGCUCAACCGCCCAACUCCAGCGCCAUCUCACUGUCGAUCACAUGUUGCCCGCAACUGCGUUUGCGUAUGGAUAUUCUUUCACCCUUCAUAUGCAGGAAGGAAUGCGUGUUCUCCACAGGAAAGAAGAAGGUGGCCCCCUUUUCCUAGCAAAGUUCACGUUGGUGCCACCUUUCGGCAAUGCUAUCUCCAUCUUGUGCAUUCAUCCUCAUGUUGUGACAGAAAAUCAUAGAUUCGAGUGCGAUGUUGAUUUCUACAGCCGCACCAUGGGAUGGCACCAACAUUCAAAUUUCCAGAUUAUAAGCACGAAUCUCUCCAACGGGUUCCCAGGGGAGGAGGCCAGCUAUACAUUUGUUGUGCCAAAAAUUUCUUCCGACCCGCACACCACCACCACCCGCCUCCUCAUUCGCCCCCCAAAGAUAACCUGUCCCUAAGUGACCAGCAUUGGAGAAGUUCGUAGUCAGGGGGUUUCUACCGCAUAUGUGUGGCGGCAGUGAUAUGCCGUGGUGCUACUUGAGAGUUGUUUACUAGUCAUGACUAGUUGGAUGUUUUAUUUUAUAUCGCCAAAGCUACAAUUAAAUAAAUCUAGAAGUUUGUG